Messenger RNA from Rosa chinensis, 2145 nucleotides. Its product is annotated as receptor-like protein EIX2. The transcript is spliced from 7 exons. Lineage: Eukaryota; Viridiplantae; Streptophyta; Magnoliopsida; Rosales; Rosaceae. The record is from RefSeq and is a predicted model, not a curated record. Gene Ontology annotation, molecular function: protein binding. The coding region runs from base 1 to 2145 and encodes 714 amino acids.
AUGUCAAAUGUAGAUUUGUCUAAGGUUGUGAAUUGGCCACAAUCUUUAAGCAAGCUCACUUUACUGACAGAGCUUAAGUUAUCCGAGUGUAACCUUCCUGAUGUCAAUCUAAGAUCACUUUCCUUUAUUAAUUCUUCCACCUCUCUUCAACUCCUUGACCUCUCUGUUAAUCAUCUUAAUUCUUCAAUAUUUUAUUGGAUAGCCAAUGUCAGCAGCAACUUUGUCCAUAUUCAUCUCUCUUACAACAAUCUUAAAGGUCCUAUCCCAGAUGUCUUCACAAGCAUGCUUUCUCUAGUAACACUGUAUCUCUCUUCCAAUCAACUUGAAGGUGGGAUACCAAAAGGCUUUCAAAAUUUAUGCAGCUUAGAGUUGUUGACCUUAUAUCGCAACCAAUUGUCUGAAAACAUUGAGGACUCUGUUAAAACCUUGUCUUGUGCUGAGAACACACUUGAGACCUUGGACUGGGGUUUUAACCAAUUUUGGGGAUCGUUGCCAGAUUUCACACGUUUCUCAAAGUUAAGCGUGUUAUAUCUUGACAGCAAUCAAGUAAAUGGGUCUGUACCCGAGAAUGUCGGGCAACUCUCUAGCCUUGAAACAUUAUUUCUCUCCGAGAAUUCUUUGAGUGGUGUCAUAACAGAAGCCCACUUUUUGAACCUAUCUCGUUUACAGUAUUUGAGUCUUUCUGGUAAUCGUUUCUCUAUCAACCUGAGCUCUGAUUGGAAACCACCGUUUCAACUUACUGAUGGGUUAGAUAUGUCCUCUCUCAAGUCUCCAUAUUUAAGGUCUGUUGACAUUUCUAAGAACCUGUUGUCUGGGGAGCUUCCUAAUUGUUGGAUGCAAUUUCAAGAAUUGCGAGAGUUGAAUUUGGGAAAGAAUAAAUUAUCUGGAAAAAUACCAAGCUCUUUAGGCAAUCUACAGGGAAUUCAAGUAUUGCGUUUACAUGAUAACAACUUUUCAGGAGAAUUGCCUUCUUUAGAGAACCGUACCAGUUUAUUGAUGGUUGACCUUGGCAACAAUAACCUGUCGGGAAAGAUACCAACAUGGAUUUGCCAAACCCUACCAAACUUGGCGAUUCUACGCUUACGGUCCAAUGAGUUCAAUGGAAUCAUACCCUUCUCCUUGUGCACUCUAGCUGCCAUUCUUGUAUUGGACCUCUCUCACAACAAUAUUUCCGGAGGCUUGCCUCAUUACUUUAGUAACAUAACCGCUUUGGCUGAUGAUUUUGGAUAUGAUGAUGUUAUUGUGGAACUUGUGUGGAAAGGAAUAGAAAUUGAGUUUGGGGAAAAUCUUGCUGGUAUGAGAAGCAUUGACAUAUCAAGCAACUAUUUGAUUGGGGAAAUUCCACCAAGUAUAGCCAGUAUGACAGAGUUGAUUUCUCUGAACUUGUCUAGAAACAAAUUGACGGGAAAGCUUCCUGAAGACUUUGGUAACAUGAAGAUGUUAGAAUCUCUUGAUUUGUCAAGAAACCGGAUAUCUGGUAAAAUUCCUACAAGUUUUGCGAGCUUAAACUUUCUUAGUGUCUUGGACUUAUCACACAACAACUUGUCAGGAAGAAUUCCAUCAGGCACCCAACUUCAGGGUUUUAAUGCUUCUCAAUAUAUGGGAAAUCUUGGACUUUGUGGACCACCGCUGACACAAAGUUGUCCAGGAGAAGGAACAGUUCAAGAUGAUGGAAUUGCGAGAGGAACUAAAAUUGAUAACAAAGAACAGAUUCCUGGACAAUGCAAAAGAUUGGAUUUAUGUCAAAACCAAGGCAAAAGUGCGGAGGACACUUCAAAGAUAAAUGGAGAUUCUGGCAUUCGGGGAAAUGAGCCUAAUUAUCCCAGAAGUGGAAAGAUUCAAGGCUUAAUGUUGAAGGUUUUCAGAUACCACUUAAAGUCCCCCAAAUAUGAGACUACUCAAGAUCCUGGUAUAUCUAGUGGCAACGGAAAUGAGAAAACUGAUGGUAUCAGAAACCUAGGAUUUUAUUACGGUAGUGCGUUGCUUGGAUUCUUCAGAGGAGUUUGGGAGUCUCUGACACUUUACUACUACAGUCUUCAUAAGAUGAUCUUCAAAGUUGCAGCCUACUGUUAUGUGGAAGAAGGAAUUAGUAGCGUACUCCAGAGUAACCAGGAUAUGAGAGAAUAUAGCAAUUUUGCUUUCUAA